Messenger RNA from Trichoplusia ni (cabbage looper), 1362 nucleotides. RefSeq names its product sodium channel protein Nach-like. The record is from RefSeq and is a predicted model, not a curated record. Gene Ontology annotation, cellular component: membrane. Gene Ontology annotation, biological process: sodium ion transmembrane transport. Bases 1 to 1362 code for a protein of 453 amino acids. The transcript has 8 exons. Gene Ontology annotation, molecular function: ligand-gated sodium channel activity. NCBI's taxonomy places the organism in Eukaryota, Metazoa, Arthropoda, Insecta, Lepidoptera, Noctuidae.
AUGCGGACGGUGGACCCCGAGCUGUGGAGCAAGAAGCUGAAGAAGCCCGCGAUGCAGGUGUCGCGGCCCAUGAGGUUCGGGCAGCAGGCGGGCUGCCGGCUGGAGCAGCGCCUGCGGGACAGCCUGCGCGACGCGCUCGCAGACUUCUGGCGCUCCUGCUCCGUCGCCGCCGUCAAGUACAUCAACGCCAGCGCCACCAGCUGCGAGAGAUAUGGCUACAUUACGUUGAUGCUGCUGACCAUCGCGGUGGGCAGCUCCAUGGUGGUAAACAACUUCUCCCUGAUCCUGAAGCAGCCGCCGCUGAUCAUCAGCCUGCAGACCACCGCCACUCCCAUCACUAACUUCAAGUUCCCGGCCGUCGCGGUCUGCUCCAACAAGGUCAUCAGCAGGGCUGCUCUCAGGAACUACACGAACUAUUUGUAUAAACACCCCAAGAAUAAGAUUGUCUACGGUUUCCGAAGAAGUGAGAUAGAGCAAAACCUGCUGAACAUGGGUGCGCUGCUAACGUUCGCGUUGCCACCACUCAAGGUGCAUUUCGAGAACUUCAUAAGGGAUGUGGAGAGCACCUACAAUGUCACCGACAUCAUGCUCAAGUUGUCAGCAAACUGCUCGACGAUCAUGCUCCGCUGCAGCUGGCGCGGGCGUCUGGAGCCCUGCAGCAGUCUGUUCGGGACCAGGCUCACUGCUCUCGGCUUCUGCUGCGUCUUUAACUCUCGAUACCAACCAAUAGACUUCUACAGGAAGCCGGCUGUGCUUGAUCUAAUCGGACCGGACUACGGGCUCGGCAUCGUCGUCAAGGAGUCGCGCGACGAUUUCGCCUACGUCCGCAGACCCGUUUAUGGAAUGGAGGUGAUGUUGAUAUUUGCCGGCGACGAGUACCCGAUGCUGGAGAGCGGUGACGUGCGCAUGUACCCGCUGCCGCGCAACGCCUCGCUUUUCUACAACAUCCACCCACUCAUGCAGUACCCCGCCGACGACAUCAGCUACUACAGCGAGAAAUGGCGCGGCUGCCGGCUGCACGGCGGCGGCAUGUCGUGGUGCCUGACGGAGUGCCGGCGCGACACGGCGCGCGCGCUGUGCGGCUGCGUGCCCUACGCCUGGCAGCCGCAGCACGCGCGACACGCGCCGCACGCGCCGCCCACCUGCACGCUGGGGGAGCUCGCCUGCCUCAACAAGCACAGGGAAAAGUUCAUGUACUUGCACCCUGGCGAGGGCACGGACCCGGCGCUGAGCCAGGAGCGGCAGGACGCCAUGGACUGCUCCAACUGCCGCGUGCUCUGCCGCCGCCAGCUCUACCGGGCGCAGAUCUCGCACUCCAUGCACCGGCUCAACCUCAGUCUGUUCGGGAACUUCUUAUCGUGA